Molecule: messenger RNA, 1349 nt
Organism: Chaetomium fimeti
Lineage: Eukaryota; Fungi; Ascomycota; Sordariomycetes; Sordariales; Chaetomiaceae
Exons: 1
Coding region: 174-1211 (345 amino acids)
Source: RefSeq, a predicted model, not a curated record
ACAAGGACAGCAUUUCGGAGAGACGGGAGUACAAGGAACAGCCAGCCAUCGCAGCCUGUUGACGAAAUAAAAUCAACAAAUUGGGCAAGUCGCCCUGCAGAUAGUUGCGCCCCGAACAGAACAGACCAGUCGCGCUACAAACCGAGGCGACGAUCCGGGAACACGACUCCAAAAUGCGCGACACUAUCCUUGCCUCGCUCUUCCUGGCCUCGGCCACCCUCACAUCCGCCAGCCGCCCCGAGUGCCUCCACACCCGCAGCCAGGAACUCUCCAUCGCCGCGUCGUGCGGUCACGAGGGCUCGCUCAACUACUGCUUUUCGCACCUUCCGGCCACCACCCAGCCAGAAGACCUUUCUUCCGAGCUCGAGCGCUGCUUCGUCUCCGCGGGCUGCACGUCCGCCGAGUCCGAGAUCGAAACCCUUCGCGUCCUCGAGCAAUGCAAUAACCCCGAAGCCGAUCUCCGCCGCGGCCGGCGCCAGUUCGCCUCGGAGAACAGCAACGGCAACUCCCCGCUCGCGGACGACGCGAAAGAGCCCCUCGGCGCCCACGACCCGCUCGCGGCACGCGUGACGGCGGCCAUGAACCUCCCGCGCCACACCGGCCUCGCGGACAUCGUCGCCCGGCAAGACCCAGCCACCUCGACCAACGACACGCCGAGCUCGCCGUCGCCCUGCUUCACCGAGACGAGCAGCGACUUCACCACCUGCCCCACACAAACCACGGGCCCCGAGUCCGGCAAGAAGCUCCCCUGCUUCCCGACGGUCAUGAUGCAGCCCAAGUGCCGGGACGGGCUGAUCUGCCAGUCGGACGCGCAGGGCAACCCGUCGUGCAUGUACAAGCGCUCCGGGCUGGGGAUCGACGGCAUCAUCAUCGCGGCCAUCUUCGCGGGCGCCAUCCUGGUCGGCAUCUGCUCCGUCUGCUUCCUGUGCUGCCGCGAGCGCCGCGAGCACCGCCGCACCGAGCGCGCCGCCGAGGCCGCCCGCAUCGCCAAGGAGGCCAAGACCCAGGCCACCGUCGCCGCCAAGCGCGCCGGCACCUCCGUCACCGGCGGCGUCUCGGGCCCCGCCGUCGAGGGCCAGCCGCUGAUGCACCAGGGUGGCGGCGGCCCCUCGUCCCCCGGCCCGCAGCAGCAGCAUUUCCCCCAGCAGGGCGGGUAUUCCGCCGGGAACCCCUUUACCGAUGCCGGCAAUGACGGGCACCCCAUGCGGUGAGCGGAACGGGAUAGCGUUGAGGCGUGAGCGUGGGUUUGGUUGGGGGGCCGAGGGCGUAGAGGUUGGCUCGUAGAUCGGGCGGUUUGCAAUCUCUAGGCUGGGCGGGCGGUGUGUGCUUCUCUUCUCGUCGUCGGGGAG